CACCGCCUCUGUUCGCCGCCGGCCCGUCGCUUCGUUUCCAGUCCAUUCUCUUCGCCGCCGCAUCAGAGGCAUCACCAAUGGCCUCGCGGCUCCGGCUCGGCCAGCCCGUCCCGAACCCAGCCUCCACGACCGACCCCGAGGAGGCGAAUGAGGGAGAGGGAGGAGAAGCGAGGAAGCCGGAGCCAAAGCGGCCGGAGGUGACGGACCUGGGAGGCGGGAGCGAGGUGUGGCACAUCCCGCGGUUCAUGGCGCGGGAGGCGGCGUGGGAGGUGUUCGAGGAGCUGGACAAGCGCAUCCCGUGGACGCGCCCCACCAUCCGCGUCUUCGGCCGCGCCUCCGUCCAGCCCAGGGAUACAUGCUAUGUUGCCGAUGAAGGGCUAAAAGAUCUCAAGUACAGCGGUCACCAGCCUCGUGCUCAUUCUUGGGAUGAAUUCCCUGUGCUCAAGGAUAUUUUGAAAGCGGUCCAUGAAGCCCUCCCAGGAAGCUAUUUUAACAGCCUGCUCCUGAACAGAUACAAGGCCGGUUCGGACUACGUGUCAUGGCACGCCGACGAUGAGCCGCUCUACGGACCUACUCCCGAGAUAGCGUCGGUUACAUUCGGAUGCGAGCGCGAGUUCUUGCUGCGAAAGAAGCCUACCAAAACACAAGCAGUUGCUGCUGGAUCUGGAGAAUCGGUCAGGAAGAGGCUAAAGAUCGACGACCCUCAGCAGCAUUCUUUCCUCCUGAAGCAUGGCUCGCUGCUCGUGAUGAAAGGCUACACCCAACGCGACUGGCAGCACUCGGUGCCGAAGCGUGCCAAAGCAGCCUCGACAAGGAUCAACCUCACUUUUCGGCACGUGCUAUCAUGAAAAACAUGAACAGUUUGCUUGGUCUCCCACAAGUUUUGUGGUCUUGUAAAUGUAUCACAUUUCGUUUGGAAACCACUAGUAAAUGAUCAAGCCCGUUCUUAUGAUUAUUAAA
Lolium perenne is the source of this 960-nucleotide messenger RNA. Its product is annotated as DNA oxidative demethylase ALKBH2. The record is from RefSeq and is a predicted model, not a curated record. Gene Ontology annotation, biological process: DNA alkylation repair. NCBI's taxonomy places the organism in Eukaryota, Viridiplantae, Streptophyta, Magnoliopsida, Poales, Poaceae. Gene Ontology annotation, molecular function: cytosine C-5 DNA demethylase activity; ferrous iron binding; broad specificity oxidative DNA demethylase activity.